Messenger RNA from Callithrix jacchus (white-tufted-ear marmoset), 7143 nucleotides. It is a transcript of the gene CDH4, whose product is annotated as cadherin 4. The record is from RefSeq and is a predicted model, not a curated record. Gene Ontology annotation, molecular function: cadherin binding; beta-catenin binding; calcium ion binding. Gene Ontology annotation, cellular component: catenin complex; adherens junction; plasma membrane. Gene Ontology annotation, biological process: adherens junction organization; homophilic cell-cell adhesion; multicellular organism development. NCBI's taxonomy places the organism in Eukaryota, Metazoa, Chordata, Mammalia, Primates, Cebidae.
AAUAUGUUUGAGGCUCCAUCUGUGUCUAUUCCUAUUAAUAGUUCAGUUCCGUCAUCAUUUUCCCAAACCGAGAAGGUGUCUGAGCUUGCUGUGGUAACACAAGGAUGUCUCAGGCCCUGAGUCCACAGCUCCAGGAUUCAUUCAGUAAGCUGCUGGAUGGCCACUGUUGUCAGCACACUGGGUUAGGGCAGAGGAAACCCCACUGUCCAAUGGAGAGAGUGUCCUGCUGUGCUCCAAGAGUGGAGGUGCUAGAGCAGGUUCUCUCUGCACUAACCCAGUGUCCUGACAACAGUGGCUGCCCAGGAGUUUGCUGAAAAAAUCCUGGAGGUGUGGACCCAGGCCCUGAGAAGUCCUUGUGCUAUCAGAGAACACCAGAUAGCCAUGAUGCAUCUAACACAGUCCACUUGUGAGGAAGUCCACAUAUCUGGAUCGUGAUCCCCUAUAGAGAGGGGCCUGGAGGCUCAGGAGAGGGGAGGGACUUUGUGGGAAUAGAUGCUCUCCUGCUAUUCUAGGAGGAGAAUAGCUAUUCUAGUCCCCACUGCAGUUGCGCGGACUUUGUGGGAAUAGAUGCUCUCCUGCUAUUCCCUCCCUCCCGCACCCUCUCCUUUCCUCUGUGCCAUCCUGCCACCUGUGCACGUUCUUCAGCAGCGUCUUGAGUAACCCUAUGAUAGGCAGCUGUGCCUGGUGCUGCAGAACCCUGAUGGGCAUGAUGCUUGGCACCUGGCUUCAAAAGGCGGCUGCAUAUAAGGAGGAAACUCAGCACAGGCCACCACGGAGCAGAUGCGUCUCAGCCGCAUUGGAGUGGUUCAGAGUGCUCGGCUGCAGGAGGACCUGGCUAUGAAUCCCAGUCAAGUUCAGCAGCUGUUUGGGGACCAAGGGGACACAAUAUGAGACCAACAGCGUGGACUUCAAAGUUGGGGCUGACGGGACGGUCUUCGCCACCAGGGAGCUGCAGGUCCCCUCCGAGCAGGUGACGUUCACAGUGACCGCGUGGGACAGCCAGACAGCCAAGAGAUGGGAUGCCAUGGUGCGGCUGCUGGUGGCCCAGACCUCGUCCUCGCACUCCGGACACAAGGCACAGAAGGGGAAGAAGAUCAUGGCUCUGGACCCGUCUCCACCUCCGAAGGACACGUUGUUGCCAUGGCCCCAGCACCAGAACUCCAACGGACUGAGGCGGCGAAAACGGGACUGGGUCAUCCCGCCCAUCAAUGUGCCCGAGAACUCACGAGGACCCUUCCCACAGCAGCUCGUGAGGAUCCGGUCCGACAAAGAUAACGACAUCCCCAUCCGGUACAGCAUCACUGGCGUGGGCGCCGACCAGCCCCCCAUGGAGGUCUUCAGCAUCGACUCCAUGUCGGGCCGGAUGUACGUCACGCGGCCCAUGGACCGGGAGGAGCACGCCUCUUACCAUCUCCGAGCCCACGCUGUGGACAUGAACGGCAACAAGGUGGAGAACCCCAUCGACCUGUAUAUCUAUGUCAUCGACAUGAAUGACAACCGUCCUGAGUUCAUCAACCAGGUCUACAACGGCUCCGUGGACGAGGGCUCCAAGCCAGGCACCUACGUGAUGACCGUCACGGCCAACGAUGCUGACGACAGCACCACGGCCAACGGGAUGGUGCGGUACCGGAUCUUGACACAGACCCCACAGAGCCCAUCUCAGAACAUGUUCACCAUCAACAGCGAGACCGGAGACAUUGUCACGGUGGCGGCUGGCCUGGACCGAGAGAAAGUUCAGCAGUAUUCAGUCAUCGUUCAAGCCACAGACAUGGAAGGAAAUCUCAACUACGGCCUCUCGAACACAGCCACAGCCAUCAUCACGGUGACGGACGUGAAUGACAACCCUCCAGAAUUCACCACCAGCACGUUUGCAGGGGAGGUCCCCGAAAACCGUGUUGAGACCGUGGUCGCAAACCUCACUGUGAUGGACCGAGAUCAGCCACACUCGCCAAACUGGAAUGCCGUUUACCGCAUCAUCAGUGGGGAUCCCUCCGGCCACUUCAGCGUCCGCACAGACCCCGUCACCAACGAGGGCAUGGUCACCGUGGUGAAGGCUGUCGACUACGAGCUCAACAGAGCCUUCAUGCUGACAGUGAUGGUGUCCAACCAGGCGCCCCUGGCCAGCGGGAUCCAGAUGUCCUUCCAGUCCACAGCAGGGGUGACCAUCUCCAUCAUGGACAUCAAUGAGGCCCCCUACUUCCCCUCAAACCACAAGCUGAUCCGCCUGGAGGAGGGUGUGCCCCCCGGCACUGUGCUGACCACAUUUUCAGCUGUGGACCCUGACCGCUUCAUGCAGCAGGCUGUGAGAUACUCCAAGCUGUCAGACCCAGCAAACUGGCUGCAUGUCAACACCACCAAUGGCCAGAUCACCACGGCAGCAGUGCUGGACCGUGAGUCCCUCUACACCAAAAACAACGUCUACGAGGCCACCUUCCUGGCAGCUGACAAUGGGAUACCCCCGGCCAGCGGCACCGGGACCCUCCAGAUCUAUCUCAUCGACAUCAAUGACAACGCACCUGAGCUGCUGCCCAAGGAGGCGCAAAUCUGUGAGAAGCCCAACCUGAACGCCAUCAACAUCACGGCGGCCGACGCCGACGUCGACCCCAACAUUGGCCCCUAUGUCUUCGAGCUGCCUUUCAUCCCGGCGGCCGUGCGGAAGAACUGGACUAUCACCCGCCUAAAUGGUGACUAUGCCCAACUCAGCUUGCGCAUCCUGUACCUGGAGGCCGGGAUGUAUGACGUCCCCAUCAUUGUCACGGACUCUGGAAACCCUCCCCUGUCCAACACAUCUAUCAUCAAAGUCAAGGUGUGUCCAUGUGAUGACAACGGGGACUGCACCACCAUUGGCGCAGUGGCAGCGGCUGGUCUGGGCACUGGUGCCAUCGUGGCCAUCCUCAUCUGCAUCCUCAUCCUGCUGACCAUGGUCCUGCUGUUUGUCGUGUGGAUGAAGCGGCGGGAGAAGGAGCGCCACACCAAGCAGCUACUCAUUGACCCCGAGGACGACGUGCGUGACAACAUCCUCAAGUAUGACGAGGAAGGCGGCGGUGAGGAGGACCAGGACUAUGACCUCAGCCAGCUACAGCAGCCAGAAGCCAUGGGGCACGUGCCAAGCAAAGCCCCCGGUGUGCGUCGUGUGGAUGAGCGGCCGGUGGGCGCUGAGCCCCAGUACCCAGUCAGGCCCGUGGUGCCACACCCAGGCGACAUCGGUGAAUUCAUCAACGAGGGACUCCGAGCCGCUGACAACGACCCCACAGCGCCCCCCUACGACUCCCUUCUGGUCUUCGACUAUGAAGGGAGCGGCUCCACCGCAGGCUCAGUCAGCUCCCUGAACUCGUCCAGCUCCGGGGACCAAGACUACGAUUACCUCAACGACUGGGGGCCCAGAUUCAAGAAGCUGGCGGACAUGUAUGGAGGCGGCGAAGAGGAUUAACUGACCUCACAUCCUCGGACCGAAGUGAGAGCCGCACGCGGACGCCGGAGGAGGACUGAGCAGGACUCUCCCUGCGCGUGUCCUUAGUGCUGUUAGGAGGCCCCCACCCCCACGCUGAGCUGUCUGGCACAAGCACCCACCCCUGCGGCGCCCUGCACUGGCUGCUGCCCAGCACCGUGGCCAGCUGGCACUGAGGAGAGCAAGAGGCACUCUGUCUUCACUUGAAUUUCCUAGAACAGAAGCACUGUUUAAAAAAAAAUGAAAGUGCCUUUUGGUACAUGUAUCAGAUUCCCUCAAACUCAGGAGUGACUAAAGCAAGCAGACAGCCCGUCCCACCUUCCCGUCCCCAGCGGCCUCCGACCCCAGCUAGUCUCGGCUUGGGAGGCAUCAUUCAGAAAUGGGGAGACUGUGUCUUUCUUUUAUUUUGGUCUUUUAUUAAGAAAAAGUAAGUGGGUGACUUGUUUGAAACCAGAGUUUCAAAUCCCAGAGUGGGGUUCAAAUCCCAGCAGCCUUUGCUGUACAUAGUUGGGGGUCUCUUGGGCCCUUUGGGAGUCAAGGCCAGCAGCAGAAAGCCCUGGGAGGCCAAGCCCUGGGGCCUGUGUGGCUGGCACUACUCCCCUGCCUGUGGCUGCUCCCCAUCCCCACCCUCUGGAAUGCUGUGAGGAGCUCCAGCGGGUGGGGGUCCCAGGGGUCAUCCUGGGUGCUCCCCAUCUCUGCCCUUGGCCGCCCCCAGGGCUCCACCCCCAGUCAACCCAGGCCUCCCUCAGGGCCUCCUGCCACCCUGAGUGCCACCAGGUUCCCUCCGCUUUUGGUCCAGAAGAGUGAGUUGUCCAAACCAGCCAGUGUCCUGCAGAACCCUGGCCAGAGCCCUCUGGCCUUUGUGACCAGACCACAUGGGGUACCAUCAAAGGCCCCUUGACACGAAUCAAUUCAAACCCCAGGAUGCUCUCGACAGCUCCAACCACCCUGGGGACUGUGUAGACGGCAGGGACGGAGGACCCUCCCUGGCACCUGGAGAGGGCAGUCACAGGUGGGCAUGGUGACCAGAACUAUACCCAACAGACUGAGGCAGCCUCCCCGUCCCCAGCCACUGUGCUCCUGAUUCCCACCAGACGCCAGUGAGCCUGUGUGGGUGGCAGCAGACCCCGUCUUGCUGUGCCCAUCUGCCCCACAGACACCUCUGCCUACCACAGACAGUGCCCCACCUCUCCUAUGGACCCAUGUCGGGGGCAGGCAGUCCUCAGGGCUGGCAACUGCUGUUUCCAGGGUGGGGUGGACUGAAGCCACACAGGGGGGCAGGUUGGUUCUGCAGGGCAGUGAAAGGGGCUGUGUCCCAGGACCCCCAGAGAGCCCUAGGCCACCUGUGUUCAUCACAGCAUGAGCAAGCUCACAGGCGCAUUCUCUCUCCCGGCAUGGCUAUUUUUGGGCACACAGGCACCUCGGGCUGGGGCAGGGGGCAGGUCCAGGUGGGGAAGCCUUGCGCUUGCUCAGCUUUCUGUCUCUCCCCAGGCCACUGACAACUGGCUUCCUGAGGAGGGAGGUGAAGUACCAGGGGCCCUGGGCAUGACCUGGUGUUGGGUAAGGUGGUCCCAGUGCUGGGGAAGGACAGGGAGCCCUCCGGGACCCCUGCCCAACACCUGCUGCUGGGGUCAGGGAAUGCCUCGGGGUGCCUGUGGGAACAGCAUGAGCUCCACUGGGGCUCUGCCCCUCCUCAGCCUCUGGCCCUGCCCCGUGGUUAAGACCAUGCCUUUUCUGAACAGCUUUGGCCUUGAGUGCGCACGUCUCUGCCAUGCUCAUGGCAUGUUCCCAUUGGACGUCAGGGUCCUUGCCCAAACCAAACUCACAGCCACCCCUGUGCAGCCUCCAGAGUUGAGCUGGGGUCCCAGUCUCCCGGCUCUGUCUGAUCCGGCCCUCCCAUGGCUGCCUAGGGAGGGCAGGGUUCACUGUGCCACAUGCUGGGCGCCCCCUCUGCAGACAGCCAGUCCAGGAGAUGGACAAAGGUCAAGGGGCAGCCGACCAGACUGCACUGGGGUCCCCCAGUUCUGAGCUGUGCUAUGCAAAGAAGAAUGCCCCUGAGUGUCUGCGACAUGGUGUCAGAAGGACGGCUACUGAGGCUGGUGGAGGGACUGGGCAUCGCUGUUGUUUGGGGAAGUCCAUCCUCCAGUCCUGAGGGUGUGAGUGGAUUGGUCUAAGUGUGAAUAUAACCAGCAGCCAGGGCAGCAUGAACUCCUUUUGCUGAAAUUUCCAGGCCUCCUUGGGUUCCCUGAACCCUGGGCUGGCGUUCCCAGGACCCAGCACCAGAAGACCCUAGUCCCACCAGCCCCGCCGCACUACCCAGGAGGGCUGGGCAACGCCGGUGCUGGCUCCCCUCCUCCCCCGCAGCCUCAAAUCACUGCCAAGCCCCCGUUCCUUUUGCCCAAAUCACGCAGGCUGAAGCUGCAGUGCCAGCUGGAGAGACAUUUGUGGGGCUUCCCAUGCCAUCCCUGUUUCCAGACAGCUGGACAGCUUCCCCUUUACCCCAUGCCAGUGAGCCCCUGCGGGCCAGAGAAAGAUGGGGUUCCUGCACCUUCCCAGCUCCACCUCUGACUUGAGUUAGCAUUAGCUAAGCAUACAAUCAGUGUUGAACCUCUCUCUUCCUUAGCUUGUAGAUACGACUGUCUGUAAUCAGGGGACCCGCUGGAGGCCGGGCGGCCGAUGCUGGCAGAGCACCCGGGCGUGGUUUGGUUCCUUUAGGCAAUUUUUGUUCUGCCAAUGGGGGAACCUAUGUUGCCAGGUGUAGAGGCAGGAGCGCCUGGCCUUGGUCGGCGGGCAGCCCCCAGCCAGGGCCACAGUGCUCUUCAGGGCCUGGGCAGCCCCAGCUUCUGGCCCAGGAGGUGUCUCUUUCUAGUCUUUCGGCACAUCCAAAAUGGAGGCCUCCACCUGUGGGAACAGCAUGAGCUCCACUGGGGCUCUGCCCCUCCUCAGCCUCUGGCCCUGCCCCGUGGUUAAGACCAUGCCUUUUCUGAACAGCUUUGGCCUUGAGUCAGAGCGACAGCCAACAAUGGUCCAGUGCUCAGAUGCCUCAGUUUCCCUUGCAUGAGCACCCGCCGACACAUGGUCCACUGAGAUUAUGGUUCUGUUCUCUCCAAAGCAAAAAGCCGGGUGAGGGGAAGUCUCAAUUUCUGCCAGUGCUCAAAGGAGUAACACCAAAAGAAUCAACACACAAUCUCCUGGACGCAGAGCAGUACGUGACCCAGCUCCAGGCACCGUGGGUCCGUGGGAGGAACAGCACCGCGCCGCAGGCCCAGCGGGGACCAGCUCUCUGUACAAUUGGAACGUGUUUUCCUUUUCUUUUCUCUCCUUUCUUCAUUCUCCUUUUUUUUUUUUUUUGCAUGUUUCUUUUUGAAAAUGGAGAAAAUGUGUAGCAGCCCGCAUGACCACGGUUGUUUUGGGGAAAGAUACUGGGGUAUGACGUACUCACACUUGCAGCUCUGAGCAUCGAGAGGUCAAACCUUCCACCUUUUUUUGUAAUCGUCAACAGCACAACUAUUUUGUAUUGUUGUUUGUAUCAUUUUGUACCAAAAAAAAAAAAAAGGAAAAAAAAAGGGGAGAGAAUUGAUGUUUCUGUUUCUAGUGCCAGACAGUCUUGGUCCUAACUGAUUAGAGCCUUGCGGAGCGGCUGUGCACGGGUGGGCGGGGGCGCUGCUCCAGAGACUAAAUAAAGUCCCCCUUUU